Messenger RNA from Closterium sp. Naga37s-1, 3114 nucleotides. The record is from the annotation of a GenBank genome assembly. NCBI's taxonomy places the organism in Eukaryota, Viridiplantae, Streptophyta, Zygnematophyceae, Desmidiales, Closteriaceae.
AUGUCGACGGGGCAGCUCCAUUCGUUGGCUCUCUCCCUCACACGCACGCUCGAGCGAUGGGUGCUGCAGCAGCGGCAGCAACGGCUGCUGCAGCAGCAACGGGAGCAGCAGCAGCAGCAGCAGCAGUGCGGGAUACCAGGCGGGCUUGUUACUGGAGCUGGUAAGGGCGCUAGCGGGGAGGCGCAUUGCGCGGAUGCUAAUGGCGUGGGGAGGGGCAGCGGGGGAGCGGAGAAGGAUGUAGGAGUUGGUUCCGGUGUUGGGAUUGUGACAGGCGGUAAAGUCGGACAGGGGGGACAUGGCGGGAGGGAUGAGAAGGCCGAAGGUAUUGAGUCGUUAAAGGAGAUGCUUAUAGUGAUGCUAAGGGAGCAGCAGCUGGGACAGCGGGAAGAUCUGACAAGCAGCCGAGAUUCGGGAGAGGCGGGUACGUUUGCGCUUGUGGGGAUCCGAGGAGAGUGCAGGAGGGAGGAGAAGCAGAGGAGCAGAGUGCGGGGGGAGGGGAGCGGAGAUUGCGCGAGUGUGGAGCAGUUUUAUCGGCUGGGGGAGGAGGUGGGGCGGGGGCAUUUCGGCGUGGUGCGCGUGUGUUGGGAUGCGGAGACGGGGGAGCAGUUUGCGUGCAAGUCCGUGCUUCUAUCGAAUGUCAAGCGCCAGGAGGACGUGAACGAGCUGCGCGCGGAGAUCUGCAUGCUGCUGCGCCUGCGCGGGCACGAGCACAUUGUCUCGCUGCGCGAGGUCGUCGUCGACGCCGCGAGCGCCGCCGUGCACGUUAUAACGGAGCACUGCGAGGGCGGCGACCUGUUCGAGUUUAUAGCGCGGAAAAAGCGGCUGAGCGAACGCGAAGCCGCGCUCUUGCUGCGCCAGCGGGGGCAGCAGGUGCGCGGAUUGGCGGGAAGCCCGUUCUACAUGGCUCCAGAGAUCGUCAAGCACCAAACGUACGGGUUUGCCGUAGACGUGUGGAGCCUGGGCGUCGUUCUAUACACCGCAUUGGCCGGCGUGUUGCCUUUCUACGGGAAGGAUCACGCGACGAUCUUCGGCGCGAUUUGCCGCGCGCAGCCGGAUCUGACGCGGCAUCCGUGGGGGACGGUGAGCGGGGAGGCGAAGCACCUGGUGCGGCGAAUGCUGUGCGCGACGCCGCAGGGGCGCAUUCCGCUCGCGCAGGUGCUGCUGCACCCGUGGAUGGUGCGCCACAACCCGCACGCGCGCGCGCAGGCGGAGGCGCAGGCGCAGGGGGGUGCGGUUCCGCGCGCGCCGCCUGGGCUCGGGUAUGGGGAUGGGUACGGGCGCGAGCGUGAGCGUGAGCGCGAAUGUGGGCGAGUGUAUGGUGCUGGUGGGUAUGGGCAAGGAUACGCGCACAUGCAGGCGUGCGCGCAGGAGGUUGCAGCAAGGAGCGGGCCUGAUGCUGUGGCGCUUAAGGGGGGUAUGCCGCCUGCUACUGUACCGCCUGCCCAUGGUCCUGUGCCCUCUCAGGUUGCGGUGCCUGCUCGUGCGACCAUGCCUGCUGCUGUUGCUGCUGCCGCGCCUGCUUACGUGCAUGCUUCUGAUGUUUCCCCUGUGAAGCGGGACGAGAGGAAGGAUAGGGAGGAGAUGGUGGAGAAGGGUCGGGAGAAGGGGGAGCGGGUGGAUGGGGGUGUGGCCAGGGCGUGUUUUGAGACGUCUCAAAACAAGCAGCAGGUGGAUGGGGGUGUGGCCAGGGCGUGUUUUGAGACGUCUCAAAACAAGCAGCAGGUGGAUGGGGGUGUGGCCAGGGCAUUGGAGAAGCGGAGCGAGUUGCAGAGUGCACUGCAGUCGCCUUCGCCACUGCUGCAGCACAAGCAGCAGCAGCAGCAGUACCAACGGCACCAGCAGCAGCAACAGCAGCAGCAGCAGGGCGCAGAUCACAAUCCCAUGUCCCCCCGUGCCUUCCGCGCCUUCCCCUUCCUCCCCGCCUUCCGCCUGCGCCCCCCGCCGCUCUCCCUCGCGGGUGUGCUAGGAACAGUAGGCUGGGACUCCGCAGCAGGGGAAGGCAGCGCAGCAGGAGGAAGGGAGAGGGGGAGAGACGGGGGAAGGGAUGGGCGGAGAGAAGACCCGUGGGGGGAAGGAUUGGGGGGGAUGGAGAGUGCGCCAAACUCCCCGUAUCUUCCCCGUGUUGCCCCGUCCUCCCCCCAUUCCCCCAUCCCGUCGCCUGCGGCCUCCCCCUUCUCACGCCCCAUGCGCUACCGGGAUCGCUUCGCCCAGUUACUGCCGCUCCCUCCUGCUGCGCUCCCUGCGCCUCAGGUUCAUCCUGGCCCUGACACUGCCUCCCCUCCUGCCACUGCCUCCCUUCCCUCUGCUUCCCCUCCCUCUGCUUCCCGCCCUCCUGCUUCCCCUCCCACUGAACUUCUCCUGUCUGUACACCCUCAUCCUAUUGCCUCCCCUCCCACUGCUACUCCUCCUGCUUCCUCACCUCAUACCAUCUGCUCCCCUGUCACGGCCUCCCUUCUAACGGCCUCUCCUCCUGCUGCUACUCCGUCCUCCUCUUCCCCUCAUUGCACCACUGCCUUUUAUACCGGCCAUGCUGCUACUCCCAUCACCUUUGCUCCUCCACCGCUGCUCUCGCACCCAUCCUCGCCCCGGUUCCGCUCCCGCUCCCCUCACUCCCCCCGGGUAUCUCCCAUCACUGCUGCCCUUGCUGCAACCAGAGCAACAGAGGCAUCAACCAGAACAGUUGGUUUUUCCCCUCUCGGGAUUGCUCCUGCUGCCGCUGCUACCGCUCCUCCUCCUCCUCCCUCUGCUGCUGCUUCUCCUCCCUCUGCUGCUACUGCUGUGCACAUUCCUUCGCAAGUUUAUAUGCAUCCCCCUCCCACCACGCCUCCUCCCUAUCCUGCUCUCCACACAUCACCUGUUUCUGCUGGCUCUCUACCUUCGCCUCCCCUCUAUCUUCCUCCUCCUUCAACAGUCCCCACUCAUGCCAUCUCCCCGUAUAACAGCCCUACACCUCCCUCCAGUAACACCUCUGUACCUUUCUGUAAGGCUCUCCCCACUGGUUUGAUCACAGUGCAUACUCUCCCUUCUCCCAGCUCCACGCCAGCUGCUGUCACACCAUCCCAUGCUAUGCCUCCGACCGCCAAGGCCCACGCGCUCUUGAAGUUUGAGGAGUAG